Procambarus clarkii (red swamp crayfish) is the source of this 3080-nucleotide messenger RNA. Its product is annotated as zinc finger protein 431. NCBI's taxonomy places the organism in Eukaryota, Metazoa, Arthropoda, Malacostraca, Decapoda, Cambaridae. The record is from RefSeq and is a predicted model, not a curated record.
GUCGGGCUAGGCGACAUGGCUCACACCUUCCAAGCACAGCAGUUCCAUUUAUAAAUGAACCAAGUAUAUCAAAACAAGAGGUUUUGGAGAUCACAGUGCCUACUGAAAUGGAUUAGAAAGCAGUCGUUUCAUGGUGGAGGUGCCCUGGAUUUAUAUUGAGGAUGUGAGCUUGUCAUCUGGACUAUUGUCUGUGGAAGAGAUGCAGAUGGCAAUGAAGGUUGACGGUGAAGGUGGUGGAGCAGACAACCCUCCCAGCAGCACCGACCCACAACAGAUGUCCACUACUACAGACAUUCCCGACCUACACAAACUUCACCUGGAACUCAGACUGGAAGAUCUGACAUGUGCGUGUGGUGUGAAAUCUAAUUCCAAAGUGGCGCAUGUGGAACACGUCUUGACGCAUGUCACAGGAGCCUUCAGAUGUCCCCAAUGUCAGUGCUCCUACACAUGCUCCUCCCGCCUGGCAUGCCACCAGCGGCUCGUACACUCUACGGACGCUCCAAAGGAAAGGGUUCCAGAGACUGUUAAAUCCGCUUCGACAUCGAGUGCAGGGGGGGACAUUAUCUGCAGUAGGUGCGACGAGACUGUGGUCGGAGACAUCCUAGAACAUAUCAAGAUUCACUUGGAUGGUGACAACGAAUGUCCAGUUUGUGCUGUGAGGCUGAAAACCUCCUAUGCCAUGGAAAUUCACGUGGAAAGGAAGCAUCCACAUCUUUUGCAAGCCUUCCUUAAAUCUGAAGAUUCUCUGAAGGAGAUCCCGGAGGGUGAAGAGAACAGCAGUCAGCCAGUGAGAUGCGAUGUGUGCAGUAAAGUGGUAGCCACGGCAUCAAAACUGGCCCGACACCGCUACCUGCAGCACCCAGAGCACUAUCCUUGGGCCUGUCCUGACUGCAACCUCACUUUUCCAUCUCACCAUACCCGCGAGAACCAUACGUGCCCAUAUAGACGGAAGGGGGGUGCUGUCUUAGCUGUAGGUGGCCAGAAGAAUGAAUGCUGCAUGUGUCGUAUAGUAUGCAAGUCCAAACUGAGUCUGGAAAGACACAUGCGACGUGCACACCCUACUGAGGGCACGGGCCCUCACACGUGCCCCGUGUGUGCCCGCAUACUGGUAUCCCGCAAGGCUCUCACCGACCACCUGAGAUGCCAUCGAAGACAGCAGGGCUUCUCGUGUGAGUUCUGCAAUGCCCAACUUAAGACGAUGGAUUCUCUUAAUGUGCAUGUCAAUGAAAUCCACACACAUGUUGUUCGACUACAAUGUAAACACUGUCCUCAGGUGUUUUUCUCUUCUGGAAGACUAUCUUACCAUAUCAAACGGCACCACACUGACCGUCGCUCAUAUACAAACCUUUGUCACCUUUGCGGAAAAGCGUACCCAUACCCUAGUGAGCUAAAGCUGCACCUUCGGUCUCACCGCAACGAACGCCCAUACAAAUGCAAUCAGUGCCAGAAGACUUUUCUGAAGCAAGGUGACUUGACGUACCACAAGCGAUCUCAUACAGGCGAGCGGCCCCACAAGUGCCCCCACUGCGACGCCAGAUUCCCCCGGCCCAACACCCUUAUGAGCCACAUCCGUCAACAACAUCGAGAACGAACAGACGCUGACACAUCUGAAAUCUUGAAUGCCCCCAGAACUAUUACAUCAGAAACACCAGUAGCAACUUCCCCAGUUCACUCUUAUGUGACCAGCGCACCUGCUACAGUGGUGACUGCAUCGCCUGCUCCCUACCUGGCUACAGUGAACCCUUCAGCUACUAUGCAGCCUCCCCCACCUACUGUGACGGUCAUGAGUGUAGCAGGAGCCGUGCCACGGGCUCCCGGGGAGGCCACGCUGGUCCCAAUGGUUGAUGGCCAGCUGGUUGAUGCUGUGGUGGACGGCCAAGUGACGGAGAUGCAGCCUGUACAGUAUGUACAAGUGGACAGCUUAUCUGGGAGCCAAACUGUACAGGCGGUCCCUCACACGGUCGAGGGGAUUGAGUACGAUGAAGCAGCUACUGUGCCCUAUCAAAUUGUUCACUUGCAGAUUUUACAGUGAAUGCAAUUUUUAUCAUCAUAUAUUUUAUUUGACGCCACUGCCAGCUCAAUUGUCCUGGAAGGACUGUGUUAUUCUGUUACCCCAUAGGUGUUAUACGGCUUAUUAAAUGAGUAUAUGUAACAUUUGCUGUGAAUGGCAGAAUGGGUGAAGGUGCUAUAGGCCUAGUCCUAAUAUGUUUUAAUCCAAUGCUAGGUUGUAUGGUUAAUCUUGUGUAAUGGGGCGAUGUGCUUCUUGGCCAUGUAUUGUAAUGAAAUAUUAGGUCUGUGCUGUUUUAUAGAAUACUGAGCUCCAUGUCUAAUGACAAGGAGUGAAUUCAGCAUAACGUGGAGAGGGAGGAUCUGCUGCAUGGGUAACAACUUCUCCGUAUAGACCUACCUUGGCUUUGCGCCCUGGAGAGGACACUCCAGCCUCGACAACCAGAGCGCAACUCCAUAGUCCCCUGAGACUACAGGAUGCCUACUACUGUGUGUCUAAUGUACACAGUGUUUUUACGCAAUGCUAGAUGUCUUUGUUAGUCCAAUGUUGCCAUAUAAUACAAGGUUAGUCCUAUCUUGUCACACUACUUAAUUAACUACUUAGUGAUUAACAUACUACUGCGUGAUUAACUACUUAGUUAAUCCUGUAUUAUCAUGGAACACUUAUUUUCUUGACUAGUCCUGUAAUUUUAUAGAACACAAGGUUAAGUUUGCAAUAUCUUUGAAUACUAGGAUUUAUGGCUAAUUCUGUGUUAUCUCACAACACUAGUUUCCUUCGCUAAUCCUGUGUUGUCAUGUGAUGCUAAAGUCUUGGGAUUUUGUGGAAUAUUAUGUUCCUUGGCUAAUUAUGAAUAGUUAAGUUCCUUUUGUGUUAGUUUCGAAUAUUAGGCUACUUUUUAUUUUGAAUACUAGGCUAGUCAUAUUUUCCUGGACUCUGGUUUCUUGUCAGACUAAGUUAGUUCCAUGUUGUCAAGAUAACCAGGAUCCUUGAUUAUACAGCUGUUUUUAUACAAUUAAUAAAGUGAUAUACGGUAUAUUUAUACUGAUAUAUUGAGAAAUAUAUUAUGACAAAA